AUCGUUCUGAUGCAUAGGUGAACGUGAACAGGUUCCGGAACCGGUGAAUCCUCCAGCAUGAAUCCUCGUUUUAGCAAUGAUCGUCAUGUGUCCUCCAGCUCGACACAGAGGAAGACACCACAACAACAUCCAGCCAACCGGAGGGUAACCACUGGAGGAUGGGGACGGUUAAGAUCACCAACGCAUGAGCCACUUGAAGCAUAUGGGUUACCUUCCAAAGGGGAGACACGCCUUAACGACCCGAAAGCGCAAGAGGCAUACUACAACAAGAUCGUGGAACGCUACAUGAAAUUCUGCGCCUCCCACGCUUCCGCCCCCGAAACUCUCGCCGACCAAUUCGCCGCCAUCUCUCUCACCCCUCCCACCCACCAACCACCCCCCUCCCCCUCCGCAACUCCCUCCCCCACGACCCCCUCCCCCGAACUCCAAACCAUCCUCCACGCCAUGCGAAAGCUCCGCGAAUCCCUCACCGCCACCAACCGCCUCGACCCCUUCGCCCAGCGCGCCUACGUCUUCAUCACACGCGCCGCGCUACUCUGCAAAUCCUACGAGUCCUACCACCCGGCGCUCCAGCGGCUGCUUGGGCCGAUCCACGCGCACGUCCCGCUCUCGGACGUCGAGCUACAUGAGUUUGUAGGGUACGAGAUCUUGGAUCUUGCGUGUCGGCAGGGGGACUAUGCGGCGGCGCAUGCGCUGCGGGUGCGGGCAGGGUAUGCGGAUCGGAGGGUGGAGGGGGUAGUGAGGGCGUUGGUGAGGGAUGAUUGGGUGGGAUUUUGGCGGUUGUGGAGGGCGGUGGAUGGGUAUCAGAGGGGGGUGAUGGAGUGGGCGGUGGAGGGGUUGAGGGUGCAUGUGUUGAAGUGUUUCGCGAGGACGUAUUUUGAGGUGGAGAAGGAGUAUUUGGAGAGGGUUACCGGGGAGGGGUGGGAGGGGUUGGUGAAACGGGGGGUGGGUUGGGAAUUGGUGAAGAUGGAGAAUGGGAGGGAGAAGAUUGUUAUUCGGAGGGUGAAGAAGAAGUGA
Molecule: messenger RNA, 1017 nt
Organism: Eremomyces bilateralis CBS 781.70
Lineage: Eukaryota; Fungi; Ascomycota; Dothideomycetes; Eremomycetales; Eremomycetaceae
Exons: 2
Coding region: 58-1017 (319 amino acids)
Source: RefSeq, a predicted model, not a curated record